UCGUUCUUCUCUCUUUCAUAUCGCCCUCUCCCUCUUUGUAGUUAUCGAAUAUUAUCUUUAAGAGUUUGAACGAGCUCAUUAUUCAUUUUCUCUAACCUCUCAAAAAGAGAAUCAUAAGUAACAAGAUCUCAUCCAAGAGAUUCAGUUUGGUGCACACACAAAGCUCGUAUAUAUCGUACAACAUUCUUCAUGGCUCUUCGCUGCUUAUUUCAAUCUUCAACACCUUCUUCUUAUCUCUCUAAGAUCUGUGGAUUUCGUAUGCAUGGGACCAAGGCAGCAGCUUCUGUUGUAGAAGAACAUGUCUCGGAGAUGGUGGGGACAGAACGUGAGUAUGAGGAGUAUGCUGAUGUGGAUUGGGACAACCUAGGAUUCGGUCUUGUACGGACAGAUUACAUGUUCGCCACCAAAAGUUACAGAGAAGGAAACUUCCAAGAGGGUUGCCUUAGCCGUUACGGCAACAUCGAACUCAACCCUGCAGCCGGAAUUCUCAACUAUGGCCAGGGACUAAUCGAGGGUAUGAAAGCGUACAGAGGAGAAGACGGUAGGAUUCUUCUGUUUCGUCCAGAGCUAAAUGCGAUGCGUAUGAAGGAAGGAGCCGAGAGAAUGUGUAUGCAUUCUCCUUCUGUUCAACAGUUUAUGGAAGGUGUUAAGCAGACCGUUCUUGCAAACAGACGUUGGGUUCCUCCUCCGGGCAAAGGCUCGCUGUAUCUUAGACCGUUGUUGUUUGGAAGUGGACCAAGCUUAGGUGUGUCCGCAGCACUUGAGUACACCUUUCUUGUGUUUGGUUCUCCUGUUCAAAACUAUUUUAAGGAAGGUACAGGGGCAUUGAACCUCUACGUUGAGGAGGUGAUUCCACGUGCCUAUCGUGGAGGAACUGGUGCCGUAAAGGCAAUUUCCAAUUACGGUCCAGUGCUUGAAGCGAUGAGAAGAGCGAAAGCGAGAGGGUUUUCGGAUGUUUUGUAUCUUGAUGCAGAAACUAAGAAGAACAUAGAAGAAGUUUCUGCUUCUAAUAUAUUUCUUGUGAAGGGGAAUACAAUAGUGACUCCAGCUACAAACGGAACAAUUCUUGGAGGGAUCACACGAAAGAGCGUUAUCGAAAUCGCCCUUGAUCUUGGUUACAAGGUGGAAGAAAGAAACGUUCCGGUAGAAGAACUGAAGGAAGCAGAAGAGGUUUUCUGCACUGGAACUGCCACUGGAGUUGCUUCUGUUGGAAGCAUCACAUUUCACAACUCAAGGAUUGAGUACAACGUGGGAGAUGGGAUUGUUACGCAGCAACUUCGAUCGAUGCUUGUCGGAAUACAAACUGGUUCUAUCCAAGACACUAAGGAUUGGGUUUUGCAGAUUUGACUAAUUUGAGAGAAAAACAAUUUGGUUAUGUUUGAUGUAUCAAAAGAUUUAGAACAUUAUAAGUUAUACCUAUUACGACUUUC
Messenger RNA from Eutrema salsugineum, 1430 nucleotides. RefSeq names its product branched-chain-amino-acid aminotransferase 1, mitochondrial. The coding region runs from base 190 to 1347 and encodes 385 amino acids. Gene Ontology annotation, biological process: branched-chain amino acid metabolic process. The record is from RefSeq and is a predicted model, not a curated record. Gene Ontology annotation, molecular function: branched-chain-amino-acid:2-oxoglutarate transaminase activity. The transcript has 10 exons. Lineage: Eukaryota; Viridiplantae; Streptophyta; Magnoliopsida; Brassicales; Brassicaceae.